This is a messenger RNA of Labeo rohita (rohu), 4607 nucleotides long. RefSeq names its product potassium channel, subfamily K, member 15 (gene kcnk15). Gene Ontology annotation, cellular component: membrane. Gene Ontology annotation, biological process: potassium ion transmembrane transport; stabilization of membrane potential. The coding region runs from base 638 to 1816 and encodes 392 amino acids. Lineage: Eukaryota; Metazoa; Chordata; Actinopteri; Cypriniformes; Cyprinidae. The transcript has 2 exons. Gene Ontology annotation, molecular function: potassium ion leak channel activity. The record is from RefSeq and is a predicted model, not a curated record.
AUCUUUCUGCUUGAUGAAACAAAUAUUACAACAUUUAUAGAUAAGUGUCCAAAAAACGUUUUGGGCCAUGGUAAGUCACAAGCCACUCAUUUUACAGAUUCAGCAGUAACUCACUAGAGAGCGGUGAUCGCAGUGCUGACGAAGCUUUGAGCUUCAGCACCGCGGACAGCGACGAGCAACGCCUCCUCACAUCUUCACACGUCAAUUGUGGUUUUCUUGUUGGUCGAGCCCGCACUGAUCACACACCUGCAGUAACCGACAAGAAAAUCUUCCCACACUUUAGGGUCUCGGCAUGUCUUGUGACUGACCGUGCGUGCAGCUGGACUACAGGAAAUUUUAUUGGUCGCCAGUCAUGACAGAUUCAGUUUCGAAACCUCCUUCGCACGAUUUGCGCAGAACAGGAAGACUGGUUUAAAACAGGAGAGCUCAGUUAGUUUGAUCUCUAGCACACACCGAAUUUGCCUACAAAAGGAAACGAAGACAUGCAGACGACGGACUAUAUUCUUCUUCCGAUAUGCGUCUAAACCAAAACCUGGAUUCUCUGUCACUCGAUGUUUCGUAAACCCCCCAAAAGCCCACAGACUGAGCGCUAAUACCGAUGCACUGAAUCGCGCAACCUGUUCGAGCUCCUCUGAAGAUGAAGAUGAAGAAGCAGAACGUGCGCACGCUCUCGCUCAUCCUCUGCAUGUUCUCUUACCUGCUCGUGGGCGCCGCGGUCUUUGACGCCUUGGAGUCCGAGACUGAGAGCGCGCGGAAACGCAUCCUAGAGCAGAAACGCAACGACAUGAAGAGGAAGUAUCGUUUCACUGAGGAUGACUAUCGAGAGAUCGAGCGAGUGGUGCUGCAAGCAGAGCCCCAUCGCGCCGGCAGACAGUGGAAAUUCGCUGGAUCUUUUUACUUUGCCAUAACUGUCAUCACCACCAUAGGUUACGGCCACGCGGCACCCGGCACAGACGCGGGAAAGGUCUUCUGCAUGUUCUACGCGGUUCUGGGCAUCCCCCUCACGCUGGUGAUGUUCCAGAGUCUAGGCGAGAGGAUGAACACGUUCGUCCGCUACCUCCUCAGCCGCGUCAAGAAGUGCGUAGGGCUUCAUCGCACAGAGAUUUCCAUGGAAAACAUGGUUUUGGUGGGUUUCCUGUCCUGCCUGGGAACUCUGUGCGUGGGGGCCGCCGCCUUCUCGCACUUUGAGGGCUGGACGUUCUUCCACGCCUACUACUACUGCUUCAUCACGCUCACCACCAUCGGCUUCGGGGACUUUGUGGCUCUUCAGAAGAAGGAGGACCUCCAAGAAAAGACACCUUACGUAGUCUUCAGUUUUAUGUACAUCCUCGUGGGGCUGACGGUGAUCGGAGCCUUCCUCAACUUGGUUGUGUUGAGGUUCCUCACGAUGAACAGUGAGGACGAGAAGCGGGACGCGCAGGAACGGGCCUCGUUGAAGAGGGGUCGUAACCUUACGGCCUUGAGUUUGGGGCAGGACAAUCACUGCCAUAGCAACCUGUUCUUGCCCAUAGAGGAGGGCACCAGCUGCACUAACCUCAUCCUGUCCCCGGCGGAGGAGCGCGGGCGAUCCAGGUCCCGACUGAGCUUGCUGUGCAGCUGCGUUUGCUGUCGCUUGGGUCUCUGCGACAGCUCCGCCCCGUCCCAAAACAAGUGCCCAGAGUGCAAUAUUAACUCCGUGUACUACAACUCUGUUUCCUACAAGAUCCAAGGCGGCUGCUCCACCAGGAACAAUACGCUUCUGUCCUCUCCAGGCAGCACGCUUUCUCCUGGGCUCAGCUUCAGAGACCUGCCGCGCUUCAGGAGGAAGUCAGUGUAACAGCAGAGGACUUUCAAAGCGUCUAUUUCGGACAGUGAGUAAGAGCAUACAUUUUGUAGCACGAGUUCGUGAAAGAGAGUUUGAAAGAUGUGUUUUUAAACAUUAAACAGCAAUGGAGUAUUUUCCAUUAUAAUUAGGGUUGGGCAGUAACAGAAUACAUGUUCAAAUUCACAUUAUCCAAUUGAAAAUGUUUUAAUGCAUCAUGUUGCCUUUAGUGGAAUCUUUUUUUUUUCUUUAUCUCUAAAGAUCAUCUGCAUUUUGUCCCUUUCAGAAUUAAUGUGUAAAACUGAUAUUGGGGAACAAUAAUGUGUCCAAAAUAAUGUGUAGAUGUCAUUUUUCCUCUAGAGGACCCUUUGUGUUACAUACUUCAUUAGUAUCCACAAAUUACAAACCGCUGUGUAAAUGAACAAGAUUCAUUUUAAAAGUAACCUUCCCAACCCUGACUAUAAUGUGAAAGGAGAUUACAUAUAUAGCAACCAUAACAAUAUCUUAAAAUCAAAAUUUUGGGCAUUUUAAACCUGUUGUCAUUCAAAUACAUACCGUGACUGUGGAGAGAAACACUGAUCAUCUCAAGCCUUUAAAUGUCCGCUGUAUUAAAUUAGGAACUGCACAAGUUAUGCCAUGUGAUGUUUUUACAUGAGGUGUGAUGAUCUAAAAAUGUGAGAUUUACUGAGAGACAGAUCUCAUCAUUGUGCCUUUGAGCGAGACACUGAACCCCAUGGAGGCGACUGCGGGAGAAGUUUACAGUGUGGUCAUUCACUUGUAGGUCAUAUUCAGUACGAGUACUCGCUCGUCAAAUACAUUCAAGUCUUCUGCUCACAGACGUCAGACAUAUCAGUAUGAAUGUACACAAUUGGGAAAAUCAUAUUUGGUUUCAGUAUUAAAGUUUGUGCAUGUUUUGCUUGUUUUGCAAUGCUUGCACAAUAUAUAACGGAAGGUUAACGCAUUUGGCUAUGCUUAUUAAUUUACUGUGUUUUCUUUUUGCUUUGUUUUUUUUUUUUUUUCUUCAGUAGUUUAGCAUGAGCAUGUAACCAGAAAAGGAAAAGUGUGUCAAAGUGAAUGUGGAGAUGAAACUGAACCUCUCUGGCCUGCAGGACACUUUCAUUGUGAAAGUCUAAAAUUUAAAUUCUCAUGGAAAUAAUUUUGUCAAUGAGUUUACAAUUAAAAACCCUCAGCAAGAUGUGCAGUAGGUUUUCAUCUGAUUGUUUAAAGGGGUCAUCGGAUGCUCAUUUUUCACAAGCUGACAUGAUUCUUUAGGGUCUUAAUGAGAAGUGUUCCUUUAAAUGCUAAUGAGCUCUGCUCACCCCGCCCCUCUCUUCUGUGGGUCUGUUUACAUUAGGCGCAUUUAGCCGUGAAACUUGCUAACUAGCACAUUAUUAAGAAAGGCGAUUUGCAAAGAUACAUAAAAAACCCCAUUAUACUCACUUCUGCUGUAGGUGAAGCUGCAUCACGAAUGAUUCAUGCAAACAUAGACGCAUUUAUGUAGAUGGCCGGCACAUUCCUGGUCUGUGUGACGUUACACCGUCAAGAAUCUGAGAAUGGCUUGAUUUGAAAAAGGGGAUAUUUCUUAUUACAAAAAUACCACUGGAUGGAUUUUUAUCAUUAUAGGGUGGUUGUGUACACACACUGCCAACACACAUUAAUGUUCAAACAACACGUAAAAGUGAGUUUUGUAUCCGAUGACUCCUUUAAUAUUUAAGGAGAGCCACUUGCUGUAAAUCUUAUGUCUAUUAACUUCUAUGGUAAACAAUUGUAAACAAAUAAACAAUUGUUACACGUCCUGGUUUUCAUUUGUUGCUUACAACAGUCAAUAGAAAGAGUGAAAAAAAAAAAUGCAAGAAUGUCUUUUUACUGGGUAAUUUUCUCAUUUUUUUCUGAGCAAUUUUACAAUGUAACUGUUGUCAAAGUAAUUUUACUGAAUGAGGGCAGAAUCGGCAGGUCAGUUGACCAAUGAAAUCAAAGCGGGGAGGGACUUGGAAAACAUUUGAAAAUUUGUAAUGUUCUUGCUAUUUUGUUAAAAAUUUAAUAACCUAAACAACCCAGUGAGUAGUAUAUAAGACUGUAUUAGGUAAUGCAUGUCUAUUUUGCACUGAACUAGCAACUCAGAUAAAGCAAGAACAUUUGGAACAAAUGUAGAAACUUAUUGUCAUGUUUGGUCUGUAUAUGACAUGAAUGAACACAUGGCCAAAAUUUUGAGGGUUUCUCUCUUUUUCGUUUACAAUUCAUUCAUUACUAAAAAUGUGACUGGCAGCACAUAUUUCCCUCUCUGCUUCCUCUUAAGAGCAACAGCCAUUACCCAAACAAACUCCACUUUGCUAACCACUGAGAUUGUACAAAUUCGCAUGAAUUACCCACCAAUUCGCCAAAAUGUUAAAUAGUUAUCAACUGCCAGGAGAGGUUAAGUUGGUAAUGACACUACAAUUAAAAAUAAAUACAUAAAUAAAUCCAGCUGUAUAUAUAUAUAUAUAUGUAUGUAUGGUAUAUAUUUGCAGCUUUUAGCCUCUUGUGGAAAACAAGGAACUUCCUGAUGAUGUCCUGUAAAUGGCCUAUUUAAAAACUAUUUUUCAUAAACUUCCCACAUUGUGAAUAUUUCUGUGUAUUAAUAUAUUCCAUUUGACUUUCUUUUUUUCAUGUUCUGUCCAUGUUGAGUAUGAAUAAGAUAAAAUAGAACGAAAAAGCAAUGGAAUGUAGAUUGUUCCUUUUUAAUAUUUUAUCAUGUUACAUAAACGCAAUAUCGUACAUCUAAUGUGUAAUCUAAUAGAAUACAUAAUGGACUACAGUUUUCAGCGUG